This is a messenger RNA of Hemibagrus wyckioides, 2521 nucleotides long. RefSeq lists its product as uncharacterized. The transcript has 4 exons. The record is from RefSeq and is a predicted model, not a curated record. NCBI's taxonomy places the organism in Eukaryota, Metazoa, Chordata, Actinopteri, Siluriformes, Bagridae. The coding region runs from base 124 to 1797 and encodes 557 amino acids.
AGUCACACCACCUGCGCAGUCAGUCUGGAGGAGCGGGAGUGCAGCGGCUGCAGCGGCAGCUCAGAAGACAACGCAGAGUCCUGAACCCGGCCUGUUAGAAGAGCUCGGUUCUCCUGUUGAAUCAUGUUGGCCAUCGUACUCAUCAUAUCGCUCCUGAGUCAAGGUCAGGCUGUAGACUAUGGCACAGACUUCAUCACAGCGUUUCCAGAGAAUCUUGCUUACUACUUUCCAGCAACACUCUCCCUCCAACUGAAAAUCACCUCCCUCCUCCCUAACACUGUCAUCACCGUCAGCAUGAACACUACAGUUAUCAAACAGCUAACCAACGGCUCACCACAAGUGUCUAUUGUGAAUAUUAAUAAUGCAGAAGUUAAUCAGUUAGGAAUCUCCGGGAGUGCGAUCAGAAUUAUCAGCGACAAGAACAUCACUGUGUUUUCCAUCAGCAAGAGAGGAGACAGCGUCCAGUCCAACCUCGUUCCACCUACAGCACAUCUGGGGGUGGAAUAUCUGGUCCCUUCCCUUAAUUACACUGAGCUCGCUGUCCAGAUGAACACCUAUAACGUGUCCCAGUUCGCCAGCUCCAGCGCUGUGCUGAUGGAUUUCAGUUACCGACUCCUCAUUAUUAACGCAAAAGAAACUGACAAUGUCGUCACGGUGACCGAAAAACAACCCGGUGGAGAUAUCGUAACAACCAUCACACUAGGUCCUUUGGCGCUGACCCAGCUGGCCAGCAGCGCUUACUGGUUUAAAGUCUCGUCUACUGAUAAGGUGGCCGUGAUUCUUACCAACCCGUGCGUCGACAGCCUGAGCUGCAGAUGUAACAUGAUUGCGCACCAACUCCGACCCAGCGAAUUGCUGGGAACCGAAUUCAUCUUUCCUCAAUUCAACUCCUCUACUUACCGCCUUUUCGUGACCUCGGCCGAAAGCGUUGACCUCAGCUGUGGCUCCGAGACCAGAAACAUUCAGCCCGGUUCCUUGGGAUUGCUUCCUUAUUUGCCCGAUCUUGUCAGUACAAACCCAAUCCUCAAAACAUCCAAGCCAUCUGCGGUCAGAGUAAUCAGACCUGGCUUCAUUAUCGACCUGCUCCCCAAAAGCAUGUUUGCUGGCUGCUUCUUGGUGCAUGUUAACAUUAACACCCAACCUAAUGCUUUAGUCAUAGUAGAAACGGCACAGAAAGAUUUAUUGUACAUAGGCUCUGCUCUUGCUACUGGAACAUCCUGGGAAGAGAUCAGUGGUACACCCUACUCAUGGGAUUUAAUAACCAUGACUACGUCAUCAUCCAUUAUUUGGCAUCCUAACUCACCAAUUGCAGUGUAUUCCAUAGAGAAAUCGGGGGCGGUGGGGGUUUAUGGAGGUCCGGCAAUUUCUUUAAACAAUGAGCCAGACCCCAAUGGUUGUGUUGUGGUUCCCAUGUCAUUUGAGCUCUCUAACGUCACAAUGAGUUGGCAGGCGUCUCGGUCCUACUGCACCAGUAAAAAUGAGAUUCUGGUGAGUCCUAACUUCAACUACACACAGCAAAAAAUGGUAGCUGCACUUAACAGCAUGAAUGCAGAAGGUUAUGCAUGGCUUGGCCUGCGCCGCAACCUCGUCACCUCCGAGUGGUACUGGCACAGAUCUGUCGCUUUUGGCUUCGCCAACUGGGACAACAACCAACCGGCGGGCGGCCUGUGCGUAUCCAUGAGGAUGGAACCCAAUGGGAACUUCACCUGGAGCACCGUGCGCUGCUGCUCACCCAUGCUGCCCCUGUGUGCCACAGAUAUGGUAACCGUCACCACCCUUACAGACGUUCCUAUUUAAUGAGCUGCCUCUACCACCGCCUCAGGCCCAACCACCAGCCUGUCAACCAUCUAAUAAUGGCAGAGAAAUUAUCCUCGCUUCAUUUUACGUGUAUUUAUUGGCUGUUUAAUGCAACCUUCCUGUUUAAUAGAAGAAAAAUAUAAUUGUCUCAAACUGUUAAUUAACUAGCCUACAACAUCUGCUUUCAUUUGCUUCAAACUUUGGGCUAUGAACCAUUUAACCUGAGCAGCACGUAUAUGCUAACUCUAACAUGACACAACAGUCCAUUAGGUGGAUGCUAAUCGUCUUAUUAGCGUAGUGCAUUGCUGCUGAGUUAUUUGAACACUCGAAAUACAAGCGCUAUGACAAAAGAAAUAUAAGAUUCCUACUUGGGAGCAGCUGAUGCUAAGACGUAGCAUUAGCCUUUUCCAGUGUAGACAGAAUGAGCGUGUGUGUGUGUGGCUAGCCAUGUUCUCAUUCAAAAUGUUGAAUUAAACUGUUAAAAACUAGCCAGUGGACAUCUCUGUGUGGAAAAAGCAGAUGAAAUCAGAUGACAUUGUCUUCUUUAACAUUGCUUCAGUAAUAGCUAGAUUUCUCAACACCUUCUGCUGCAUACAAAUAAACACUGCAUGGAUAUUAUUAAACCCAUUUUUAUUAUUUUAAGUAGAUUUCACCUGAAUGGAAACUUAGCUUCACUUGUAUCCUGUAAAUGUUUAUCUAAGACACAUAUAUAUAAAUAUAUUAU